AUGCAUUGUCGAAAAGGCCUUGUUUGUGGAAGGAAAUUGAGGAAGGGGCCGAGCCGACUGGAGCCAGUCCCACUAUCUAAAGAGUGCAUCAAGGCGUCGAAGUUCUUGAUUGGUGGCGUCGGGUCGUCGGCUUCUCGCCGCACACACAACAAUAACCGAAUUACGAGACGACAUUGUCUUCUCAUCAGCCACGGCCGCCGUCCAUCUGAAACCCUCCUAAUUUCAUACAUUUCCCAACGUGCCUUUUCUCCCUCGGAAUUUGGCACCCGGCCUAAAGCGAAUUUUCUUCCACUACUUCUUGUUCCACACGUCGAUGAACUCAACAUGCGACUCUUCUUACUACUUUUCGGUUUGUUUAUACCUUUUGUUUGAUUUAAAAAGCCUUUAAUGAAAAAAAAUGGAUCUCGUGAAUCGACAUUUUACAAUACUGGCAGAUACAAAACGACUAACGUCAUCUAAAGCAUAAGUUGGAAAAAUUCUUGGAAAACAAACGGCGAAUGAAAAAACAAAAAGCUAAAUUUUUGGUUCGACAUUUUUUUAAUCCUAGCGUUCCUCAUCAAGAUUGAAAUGUAUGCUUCUUCCUGUCAAAACGAGACCAGAAAAAAAGCCUGUCUCUCAGAUGGGAAAAUUCUAAUUAUGUUUCGAAAUGCAUUCAUUGUGGCAUAUUUCAUCUGAUAAGUCUUUUAAAAGCGGGUGAGUAUUCCGAAUUCAGAGAGUCUUUCAUAAAUAGUCGCUCGCUAACUUCAAAAUUUUUUCAUUUUUCAAGGAAUUUCCGAGCGAAAACUAAAAUAAUCCUUUGUAAGUUAGUUUUCUAUGAACUAUGAUUUUCAGCCUGGUUCCCAGCAAAAUGGGCAAGAAAGUUGGAAGCCGAGGUUGCGAAGGACGUCUCCGUCGACAUUUGUUCUCACCUGCCGACCUAUUCUCACGCUAAUAUGAAUGUAAAAUUUUUUUUUCUAAUUAUUCACUCGUUUUUUGUAGUUUUUCCAACAGCCGACACAAUUCUGCGUCGCCAUUCGUUCUAAUAAAAAUCUCAAGUAAGUCAAUGAAUUUUUGAUUUUAUUGGGAAAGAUGAAAAGAGGUUUCAAGGUUUUUGCGGCUCGUAAAAGGUUUCGAAUUUUUGUGUUUUCAUUAAUCUUCUGAUUCUUCUUUCUUGUUUUACUAUUUCUUUAGCCUCCUGGGUUAAAACAUACGGGCCUUGAAAAAUCUUGGCAAAGAUAGGAGGAGCUUCCAAAGUUUCUAAAAGUAGGGACCGCAGGUAGACAAAGGCUGGAAAAAGGCUUUCUUUAUUCGCCUUUAGCCUGAUAGCCUAUAGUAAAUUUUUUUUUAUUUUCAUUUUUUCAUAAUGAUUGAGCUUUUGAAAACCUACAAAAAAUGGGUGGAUGAAAUCUCCCAAAGAAGUUACCAAUUUUUUUUAGUCUUCAGAGAAGAUUUUCUCUCUGCUGAUUCUUGGAAUAAUUGAAAAAUUGUUCGUCGGUCCGCGAAACUGUCGUUGAUCAAGUAGGGCGUGUAGAUCACCUCGCACUUCUUCUGAUUGAAAAAGACGGUUUUUGAGCGCAGGACGUUCACCUUCUUAUCCAUACACUUCCUACUUUGCCACAUUUUUGAAAGGAAAGAUAAAAAUCUGGAUUUUGAGGGACGAGAUGAGAGAUCUUCAGUCGACGACGUCACUCAAAAGCGAGGUGCUCGUUUCUUGGCGCCAGCUCGCCACUUCCACUUCCUGCAAGCUUCUUUUCAAGGUUUGCUUGAAACAGAAAAGUGGCUCAUCAAACUUCAAGAAAAUAUUGUCUGGGGUUUUCUCAACAAAACAGUGUAUAUAAGAAGAGGUUUAGACGUUUUUGUAGUAUUUUUUUUUGAACUGUUUCAGGGGACUCACUUAUAUUAGGGUGGCAGGAAAGAAAUGCGUGUUUUUGAUGUCCUUUAAUUUUAUCAUAAAAACAAGGUCAUUACAAAUCAAUUCGAAAUGUAAUUUCUAUCUGUAUUAGCACCUUGUCAACAAUGCUCACGCAGAGAAUGGAUACUCUCUCUGACAAACUGGGCCGCCUACGAGUCAAAGAAGUUGCACCCCCAAAUUUGGACUUCGUCGAAGUUUUUCAAUUUUUUUUUGGCUGUUAAGCGAUCCAAUGAUUCGGACAGAUGAUAAAUGCGAAGAGCCAUGUCUGAGCAUUGUAGCGGAAAAAGCAGAAAUUCGCAGAACAAUUUUUCUGAUUUUGGGCUAACAGAUUUUUGCAAAAAAGCGAAAAAGCGAUAUUGUGAAGCCAUUUUUCAUUUCUUAUUUUUUGCACUCCGUUGCGUGAAAAAACUAUUUUCUUUUGCAGAUAUGGGUGUGUAAUAACUGAUGAGCCAGUUUCACAGGCGUCUGUUGUGGAUCCAGUCUAAUGGCCUUUUAAAAUCGCCUUUAUCGUCGAUUUUUUCGUGUUUUUUUAUUUCAAAGGUCUUUUCGCCUAGUGAAUAGCGCUAAAGCAAUUCGCAAUGUUGACUAUCAGAAAAAAGCAUCAAUGGUGAUCAUAAUAUUGAAAGGUGCCAAGCUUCUGAAUUUGAUUUGAACUUUUUGAAAUAACGCGAAAACUAGGUCCGCGAAUACAGUUUUUGAAAGGAAGUUUUCAGAUCUAUUUUUCUUUUAGAAAGGCGGAAUGAACGUCAGCAAACUAUAUAUCCAAUGACGCACAAGAACAAGUCCUUUUCGACAAAAAAUACCCUUCCAAAUAUAUAUUGCUUCUUGGAUGAAUUAGAAGCCGACAAAAACGAGCCGCAUUUCUUUCAUGCCAACCUAAUAUUUGUUGUCAAGUUUUCAGGAGUUUUAUACAUUUUUUGUCUUCCGUUGCUGAUUUUUGUCAGUUUAUCUUCUGAAAAACUUUCAUCUUCCACUCAAACUUGAAAGUCAAUAUGCGCUAGAAUCAUAUUUUUGAGAAACUGUGAUAUAAUUAUCUACAAAAUUAAAGUUCAAGACUUAUUUUUUUGGAAUUUAGUACUUAAGAAACUCAAAAAAAUUUCCAUAAAAAUUUGAAGAAAAAAAUAUUUUUUUCCAAGGUAAUAUUAAACCCCUUUUUUUAUAAUUCUCUUGUUUAUAAAAAGAUUUGGAGAUAGUAUCAUUGAUUUUUUUCGAAGUGACUUCUUUAGGGCUAUCAAUCGGAAUACCGCAUCUCUCCCGAUAUGGGCGGCUACGAAGCUUGUCAGAACUCGGUUUCUCGACAUUUAUUCGUUUUAUCACAGGUUUUUCAAUAUUUCUGAGAAAAAUAGAAAAAUCUUCAAUUUGAGGCCAUGAGUGUCAAUAAACACGUCGACGGCGUCAAAUUCAACGCGUCCAAUGAAAAUUGCCCGAUUUUGAUGGUCCCUUCGACUUAUACGGUAAUUUUUCUGCUUUAUAUGAGUCAUAAGCGUUUGCGGGAUUAAACUAUUUUUUUUAAUUCGAUAAAAAAAUAUUUUUGAAUCUGGAAGGUAUCCUAAAACAAGAAAUUCAUGGGUUUCCGAGAAAAAAAGGUUCCUUGAAACCGGAAAAUUAAGGAAACUUGCAUUUUUUUUUUAAUUUUUAAACUUUUAAAUUUUUUGUAUAUCACUGUAGAGUUUACAAACGGAAACUGCUGCAGAAACGUUUUUUCUUUGUUUUUUUUAUUUUUGAAGCUAUCUGGAAUGAAGGCGUCAAUUCAAUAAAAAAACCUUUUUAAUUUUUAAUUUUUCUAGACAAAAUGCCAUUUUUCAGAAAAAUCAGGGGUUCAAAUUUGUGUACUGCUUUCUUUAUCUGAACUUCGCUUUCAUUGAUUUUUUUCUAUUUUUUUAUAUUUUGAAAAAAAUUUCUACGUUUCAAAAAUUAUAUUUUCAUAGCCUGUAAUAAUAUCUAGAAAAGUUCCCUCUUUGAAAAAACUUAUUUACCCAUAGCUCUAUAUUCGAACUUUUUUUUCCUUAGUGGCGUCAUUAUAUACAAUAUCAUGACUUAUGACGUCAUAAUGACUUUCAGGAAUACGUGGCGUGUAAAUUCACGAGUGACGAAUGGUACGUCAUCGACUGGAAAUCGACGCUUCGCUACGAGACCUAUAGAAACGGGGCAUACGGUACGGUGACGUCAUCUUUUGACUUUUUCGGUUUCUGAACACUCCUUGGAACAGAAAACGUCUGAAUCUCUUUUUUUGCGUAUGCUGUUUCCCUAAUAGAUUGAAGUCUGAGACCUCUGUGCCGCUUAGGAACGUCAGAGUGAUCCUUAUGAGGGUUAGCGGAUAAACAGCCCCUCUAGGGAAAAAAGUUUAAGUACUACCUAUAGGGGUUUAGGGUCUGAGCAUGCUCUCCUAUAGGUAUCACUAACGGAAACCCCUAUAAGAGUUACCCUUGCAAGCUAGAGUGGUCCCUAUAGGGGACGUGAAUUGCUUCCUAGAGAAAACCUUCAAGCGCCCCUCUAGGGACCACUCGGGUGCGUCUCAUAUUUCUGCGCUAUUUCCAUACUUUUGUACCCCGCCGGUGAGAGAAAAGAGGGCGCAGACAGGUCAUAGUGUCUAAUGUAGUGGGUGUAUGAAAUAUUUUACAUUUUUUUUUGAUUUUUAAUUUUUUUUUCUAUCUCAAAAUUUUUAUUAAGUCUCAGGUAGGCUCGGAGUUUUGGCGACCAAAUGUUGAAAUUCACAGGUUAGAGUAAAUUGUGGAAAAAACGCGGAUUUCAGGCACGUUUUGGGCCAACGCCAGCUCUUCCUUCAUCGUUCAGCCGACAAGUCAGCUCCAUCGGAAUGGUACUGAACAUCAAUGGCUGCAACGGGUUCUGCAGGUUCAGACCAAGUUCGUUUCGGCAUAAUUAAUAGCAGCCCAAUGAGACUAUCGAGAAAGUUAGAAAUGAUCACGGUUUCCGUUAUAAUUUUGUCUUUUGAAUUAUAAGUCAACGUGAGAGGGUCGCCGAGAGACGAGGAGAGAGCAGAGAAAAAGAGCAUUUUCAAGUUGCGAAAAAGCAGAAUAUACAUCAAGAAGGGCUCCGAAUACUUUUCUAAGAAAAAUCGAACAAUUUCCCUCCUUAGUGAAGGUAUUCAGAUUGGACGGCUGUGAUAAAAGCGACGUGCUCAUCAGAUUCGCGGACAAUUGGCCGACGCGACUCAACACGGUCAAUCUGAAGUACAUCGUCCGUGGAGGGACACUUCAGCUCCAUGUUGAACAUUUGGCGACGAUCGAAGUCGAGUCCUGGGUCCAGUAUACCGUCAAUCUCCGGCCCGUUCUAGGCGUUCACGAAGUCUGCGCCCAGGUGAACCAUUUUACACUAUUUGUUAAUGUUUUGGUGACUUUUCCUUACAGUACUUUGAAAAAAGGUAAAUCUUGUUCUUUUUGGAUGCCUUUAAUGCUAUUUUUGCUUUCAGAUGGUGGCGCCUUUGGCGUCGCGCCACAGCGUCUGCUCGCGGAUCGUCGACGCCGUCGACUGUCCUUUCGCGGCCGCCGCCGUCGCCUCUUCUUCAGUACCUCUACCAUUCUUGGGGUUGCUCCUCUUCAGCGCCUUUCAAUUUUUGUACCGUUUUUCUUUUUUAACUUUGUAG
Caenorhabditis auriculariae is the source of this 5495-nucleotide messenger RNA. The record is from the annotation of a GenBank genome assembly. NCBI's taxonomy places the organism in Eukaryota, Metazoa, Nematoda, Chromadorea, Rhabditida, Rhabditidae.